UUCUUCUGCCUUUGGAGUGAUAUGGUGUGACACUUGCAGGAUUCGCUUCAGGUGGUUCAUUUUUCUCGUCCGUCGAUAUGGCAGUAAUAGAAAAGUAGUAACAGCAAAAGGUGAAAAUUAAAACGCUAAACUAGCGGCUGUUACGUUAGAUCUAGGAGAAAAAUGGCAGUCAGACGGCACGGUUGUUCGAUUUGAAUUGAUAUCCUGCGGUGUUGAAAGAGUUAAUGGAGUUAAAAGUUGAAACACAUAAUGUGGUGGUAGAGCUAGAGAUCUCUAAGUAGCAAAAAAGUGGACUGUUUAAUAUAAAAUGAAGUGAGCUCGGUGGCACGCUCAGAAGUGACAUAUCAGUUAAAAUGCAUUGAAUGCUGAAGUAGUUUUGGUUCUGUUGGAAAAAAAAUAUAUCGAAAGAACCGACACAGUUAUCAAAAUGUCCCUCGAUGGAUCGAGUUCUUUUGUCGGAACAUGGGAGAUCAUCGAAUCUUAUCUGGAUGGAACUACGGAGAAACUCGGAAUGGACGGGGUCAAAUUCCGCCUGGAUGAAAUGGGCGACAUCAUCUGGUACAAUGACCUGAUCAACACGAACCAAAGUAUUUUCGAUGACCAGAAGAUGUCCAGCUUUGAGUGCGGGUUUUGUCCGAUAAACGAUUCGGCCGUAGUGUUGUUCAGCUGCGAGACUUUCGAAGUCAUCGAACUGACAUCCAAUGGACCAGGACUGAUCUUCGGGGCCUAUACGGGUCACAGUAUCGAGUUCAAAACCAACUCGUACCAACCGACCGAUCGAAUGACACUCAAGUGUGAUGGCUGGUGUCAGCUGGUUUGCAAGCGUGUCAUGGAUGAUCAAUCGGUGGGUCAGGAGAUACCGUUUACCCUGCUGUCGGUGCUUGAUGAUGGAAAUUUUUGCGAUGUAACCCUGAAGAGCUGUGAAAAUGUCAUCUACAAUGUCCACUCACCGAUACUGCGCUUGAACGGAUUUGACUGUAGCAGUAUGGCAGCUGCCACGACUUAUCAACACAUUGCGAGUCGCUUUGAGGUGGCAUCCACCGCCGAACGGCCACAUGCACCAUUGACGAAAGUGUCUUCGGUUCCGUGUACCCAAUCAUCCAGAGCAUCGUUCCAACAUAUCAGCCAGCGGCCCAGUCUUGCAACGACCAACAAUUUUCUACUUCCACCUGCUUUAGACGUUUACAAUUUCUCUCCCAAACUAGUCAACAAUGUUUCCAACUCAUUCAACUGUCUCGCCGCAAACGUCUCCAUUCUUUUGGAUGUUCCCGAAAGGAACAGAGUUUCUGCAUCGGACUCAAACCUUAAUUCCGACAGGAACAUUUUUUCCUUCCCCAUCCCUAGUAUCGCUACAACCAGUGUCGAUCCAUUCCAGCGAGGACAAAUCAAGCCACCAUCCUCGCCGUUCCGUACGAGAAGUUCUUCCCUUUUUCCUUGCUCACUGGAUACUCCGCCAUCAUCUCCCCUGACACCACUCACCGUACUGAACAACAUUCCCACUAAGAUGUUGAGCACCAUUCUGCACUGGUUGUACUGUGAAUGUCUUCCUGAGGGUUUGGAAGAGGAAACUUGCAUCAAUUUGAUAGCGAUGUGUGAGAGUACGACUCCCCUGAGUAGAAUGGUCGAACCUUGCAAGAAUUAUCUACGGAACAUUCAACUUAAGAAGUUUGUCAUCGAUGUUGUUUCCGAUCUUCACGAAAGCCUGAACUUCAUGAUCCAGAUGGUGAAUCCCAAUACGAUUUCCCAUAGUCCCUGUGUACUCUGUCAGGUGUUCAAGGAAGGAUUCAAGGAAACUCUUACAGCAAUCAUCAAACUGCUGCAGUUCUGCAACAUCUUUACCAAAGAUGUGACCACAUUCACUCGCCAUCAGCGGCAUGAGAUCAUCAAAUACGUACGGUCCCGGAUGCCGAUUUUUCUCUCGCAAACUCAUCAGCUGCUGCAAAACAUCAACGUGGUUCUCAGCAGUUUGACGAGCGAGGAGAAAAACGACCUGGUGUCCUACUUGGUACCGGAGAUCACGUACGUGUUGGAGGUACUCACGUCUGCUAUUUCGGAAGUGAAGAAUUCCCUGGAAAAGGUUUGCAAGGAUCUAAAAUCAACGCACGCCACCGACACUCGCAGCAACGGGAAUGGUUCGGCGGGCGGAACACGAGAAGGAAGGCAGCCGGUUCGCGUGCGCACCAGAAGUUCCAGCGGAUACUCCGGUAACAGUGUGUACCAGGAACCACCGAGUCCAUCCACCGGUGGUGACUCUCGGAUGAAACCAAACUCCGAAAAUGAUUUGAAAUUCUUCCUGUACAUGUACGAGGUGAAGAAAAUGCGUGACAUCUACGGGCGGGUGGCAAGUGCGUUGGAAGUGAUACUACACAAAAGAUCGACGUUCAACGAUAUGAAUCAUCUGUAUCAACAUCAAACUGUGCGGUCGAACUUGGAUCAGCUUAUUCUGGAAGUGCCAAUUUUAAUUGCUAGAUUAGAGGAAUUAUGUGAUACCAUUGAUGAAAAGAUUGGUUGGAAGGAGUUUAAAUUUUGCUUCAAAUUUUUGACAAGUCAGGUGAAUGGAAUUAUUACAAAAUUACUGGAACAUAAGUCUGCCUUGAACGAAGCUAUGUUUUAUAUAUCCAAUCUGGUACAGAAAGAACAGUUCACACGUGCCAUGUUAGAAUUAGGUCUGUUGGAGAAUCGUUGCGUGGAUAACAGUGGGUUCGGUGAUCCACGACCCUGUCCUAGUCGAUAUUUUGAUUAUACUAAUACAAAGUUGAACCUAGUGCAAAAUCUUUGCGAACCUCCGUCGGCACUACACAGCAGUCUUUCGAAAAACGCCCUUAAAUUGUUACACUCGGGUCAAUUAGCAGAUAUGGAAUUUGAAGUGGUUGUUUCGCCGACGGACUGUCAAAACGAAAACAUCGUUUCGGUGUUCGACUUUAGUCCGGACGAUGCGUUACUGUCGGACAGUACCGGCGGAACGAACUGCGGAACACCCGUAAAAAAUCAAACGCAUACCUUCAAAGCACACCGGGUCAUUGUGGCAGCACGUUGUGAGUGGUUCAAAAAGGCACUGCUGUCCGGGAUGCAGGAAGAAAUAACGAGAAAAAUCAUAAUCCACGACACUUCGCCAGUGAUAUUCCGGAGAAUGUUACUUUAUUUGUAUGGUGCACCGGUAGAUAAGUCGGUGGGAGUUGAUCAGAUCUGUGAACUGAUGCUGCUGGCCGAUCGAUACUCCGUGGAUAACCUGAAGGACAUUUGUGAAAAUACCCUCAUUACAUCGAUCGAUGGAGAAUCGAUAAUCUAUUUGCUGGGAAUUUCCGAUCGAUUCAACGCAUCCACACUGAAAGCGAGCUGUUUAUCGUAUGUUUCACAGCAUACCGAACUUACAAAGCAGGACAUUUUCAACGAACUUCCCGGUUAUCUGCAGAAUGAAGUUCAAGAUCUUAUCAAAUGGUGUGGCCGAGUACCGGAACCAUGGUCGGACAGAUCUCGACGCAGCUUGAAAAGCCCAUCUCGGACCAAAUCGUCUCGCUCAAGAAAAACUUCCCCUUCGUUCAUGUGACAAUGAUGUGACAAAGUCAUGCAGUUGGAAUCGAUGCGCUUUAUGAUGAAUAGGCGAAACAUGCAAACUGUGAUGUUAAGGAAGAAUGAAAUGAAAUGGUAGUGAAUUGAAUGUCGAAAUCUGUAUAGUUGAAACUUUGCUAUAGAUAGUGAUUGAAAUUCCAAUUUGUUCACUUUUCCGAUUAGCACCGAUUUUGAACGUCGUUCGUGCACUGUUCAUCCAGAGUUUCCUAGUCGUGAUGGAUCCCAAACAUUGAUUGAAACAAUUUAAAAGAUAGAUACAACAGUUGAAACAUUAUAUCCCAGUGCUUCGAAGUCUGUGUGGUUCAUCACUAGAGGAAGAGAAAAGUAAUUAUCAUCUCCUGACACCCAAGCAACCCUAGUUCUAGGAAGUAUUGCAUUACAUUCCCAUCUGAAAUAACAAUAUAUCGAACAAAAUAACUCACCGAAUAUAGUCAAUGUGAUACACGACAGCCAUGUGGCAAUAGUGCCAAAACAGUUUGUUUUUUAUCUAGAUAACUUACAGUAUAGACAUGUAUGUGUGUAUAAUGAUUUGUAUGUGUUACUCUGUUGUAUAGUGCUUUUCCGUGCGACUUAUGUAUUUGGUGAAAUCAUUUCUGAUACUAGUAGAGUUUGUUGAAUUCGUGACUAUAUUAUAAUUUAAAGAAAAACCCAUUUUACAAGGUGCAACAUUUCUUACACGAUACACUAGUUGUUGUUUUAUCAAAUAAAAUGUCCCAAGUGAA
This is a messenger RNA of Malaya genurostris, 4292 nucleotides long. RefSeq lists its product as uncharacterized. Gene Ontology annotation, biological process: proteasome-mediated ubiquitin-dependent protein catabolic process; regulation of proteolysis. Gene Ontology annotation, cellular component: cytoplasm; nucleus. Gene Ontology annotation, molecular function: ubiquitin protein ligase binding. NCBI's taxonomy places the organism in Eukaryota, Metazoa, Arthropoda, Insecta, Diptera, Culicidae. Bases 428 to 3547 code for a protein of 1039 amino acids. The record is from RefSeq and is a predicted model, not a curated record. The transcript is spliced from 13 exons.